UUCAAUUAUCACAUUUUGUUUUCUUAUGAAAAUGACAACAAAUUGUUCGAUAAACAUUCAAUGUAUUUUCAAAUAGUCUGUGUAAUGUUUAGUUAGUUGAUUCAGUUUUUGGAGAUAUUGUGACUUGCAAUGAGUCGAGUUAUACACACGAAAUCGCUUGUAAAUCAAAUGAAUUGUGUACGUAAUUACACAUCCGCGGCUUGGCGCAGUGUUCUCCGGCAGGACCGGAGCAAAAUCCCAACUCAUAAAUAUCCGAUUGCAAAACCAACGGACAACCGUGUGUACGUUUGGGGAAUGGCCGCAACGGGUGCACUCGGAGUGCAAAUGUCGGUGAAAAAACAAGCCAAAGCUUGUGCGGAUUUUGUGCAACAUCCAAGCCGGUUAAAUUUUGCCGAGAACCGUGACAUUCUGAAUGUGGCUGCUGGUUAUGGUUUCUCGGCGUUUGCCGCCAAGUGUCACAAUGGACAGAGCUUGUGGGGAACGGGGAUUAACACGGAUUCUCAAAUUGGCUACCAUAAACAUGGUGGGCAGCAUAGGAAACCAUUCGAAAUGUUGAUCUAUCCUGCACCGAUCGAUCUUACCUCUGUCGAAGGAAAUAAUAGUAAGGUGGAGAUCGUAAAGGUGGACGCUGGUAGGGCACAUCUACUGGCACUCGCCAAGAAUGGGACGGUUUAUGCACUAGGGAACAACGCCUAUGGUCAAUGUGGGAGAGCUAUUGUCCAGGGUGAAGACUAUUUCAAUAAGCCUAGAAUAAAUAAGAUUCAGAAGCUGGAUAGCUCUGCGGACAACGUGAAGGAUAUUGCAUGUGGGCAAGAUCAUAGCUUUUUCCUGACUGAAUCUGGCAGACUGUUUUCUUGCGGAUGGAGCGAUGAUGGCCAAACUGGUCUGGGGAGAUUUGGUUUUGUUUGCACACCGUCUUUAGUGAAAGGUGACCUAGAAGGGGAGAAUAUCUUGAAAGUCGCAGGGUCUUCAGAUACCGUAUUGGCACUGAAUGACAAAGGUGAAGUAUUCGGAUGGGGUAACUCGGAAUACGGUCAACUAAACAUUGACAGAGAUGAAAAUCCCCAAAUCAAUUCACCUCGACAUUUGUCUUUUUUGAAAAAUAUCGGUAAAAUAACAGAUAUUGCUGCGGGUGGUUCCUACUGUAUAGCGCUCAAUGAGAAUGGUGACGUGUUUACCUGGGGCUAUGGAAUGCUAGGCUUUGGGCCUGAAGUAACGCAUCGACCUGGUCCUACGCAAAUUUCUGCGGCAUUGUUUGGACGGAACGAUUUCAAUCCCAAUGUACGAGUGCGCGCCGUUUACGCUGGCCUCACUCACAGUGGAGCAAUCAACGAACAGGACGACUUAUACAUGUGGGGACACAAUCGGCACGGCUGUUUGGGUUUCGGGAAUCAGAAAGAUCAGUUCUUUCCACUGAAGGUGGCCGUUAGUGCACGGGUAGUAACGAUUAGUUGUGGUGUAGAUCAUACGCUAGCACUGUGUAAGGCUUUUGUUUGAUGAGUGUGGGGCGUUCGAAAUAAAAAUGUGAGCAGAAA
Toxorhynchites rutilus septentrionalis is the source of this 1535-nucleotide messenger RNA. RefSeq names its product RCC1-like G exchanging factor-like protein. Lineage: Eukaryota; Metazoa; Arthropoda; Insecta; Diptera; Culicidae. The transcript is spliced from 4 exons. The record is from RefSeq and is a predicted model, not a curated record. The coding region runs from base 130 to 1497 and encodes 455 amino acids.